Phasianus colchicus (ring-necked pheasant) is the source of this 1494-nucleotide messenger RNA. Its product is annotated as keratin, type I cytoskeletal 19-like. Gene Ontology annotation, biological process: intermediate filament organization; epithelial cell differentiation. NCBI's taxonomy places the organism in Eukaryota, Metazoa, Chordata, Aves, Galliformes, Phasianidae. Gene Ontology annotation, cellular component: cytoskeleton. Gene Ontology annotation, molecular function: structural molecule activity. The record is from RefSeq and is a predicted model, not a curated record.
CAUUUCCAGCCGCUGCCGCGAUGAGUUGCAACAUUAAGGAGACGAUUACUGUGUCUAGCAAAGGCAGGAGCAGUGGUGGCAGCUGUAUCAUUGGUGGUGGUGGUGGAGCACGGAUUUCUUCCUAUACAAUAGGCAGUGGCAGAGGCUUUUCUGGAAGGAGUUACUGCGGUGGAGUGAAUUAUGGAGGGGGACUGAGUGUCGGUAGCUUGGCUGGUGGGAGCUAUGGAGGUGGCAACUGCUAUGGCAAUGGCCUUGGUUUUGGCAUUGGAGGCGGUGUGGUUGUCGGUGGCCUUGGUGGCGACUGCUUGCUUUCAUCCUGCGAUGAGAAAGUGACCAUGCAAAAUCUCAAUGACCGCCUGGCGUCCUACCUGGACAAGGUGAAGUGCUUGGAGAAGGAAAAUGCAGAGCUGGAAUGCAGAAUCAGAGAGUGGUACGCUACACAGGGCCUCUCCUGCGAGCCCCGGGACUACAGCUGCUAUUACAAAGAAAUUGAAGAUCUCCAGAAUCAGAUUGUCUGUGCGACCAUUGAUAACAACAAGAUCAUUCUGGACAUCGACAACAGCAGGAUGGCCGCGGAUGAUUUCCGUGUGAAGUACGAGACGGAGCUGGCCCUUCGCCAGAGCGUGGAGGCUGACAUCAACGGGCUGCGCCAGGUCCUGGACCAGCUGACGCUCUGCAGGUCCGACCUGGAGGCACAGCUGGAGUCACUGCGGGAGGAGCUCUGCUGCCUGAAGAAGAACCACGAGGAGGAAAUGAAUUGUCUGAGAAAGCAGUCUACUGGAGAUGUGAGUGUGGAGGUCAACGCCUGCCCUGGGCCAGAUCUCAGGCAGAUCUUGGAGGAUUUGAGAUGCCAGUAUGAAACACUGAUAGCGCGCAACCGCAAGGAAGUUGAGGAUUGGUACGAGUGCAAGAUCGAGGAGGUGAAUCGGGAGGUGAUCACGAGCGGUCAGGAGGUGGAGACGUGCAACAAUCAGGUCACGGAGCUGAGGCGGCAGCUGCAGGCCCUGGAGAUCGACCUGCAGGCUCAGCUCAGCCAGAGGAAUAAUCUAGAAUCCUCCCUGGCUGAGACGGAGUGCCAGUACAACACGCUGCUCGGUGAGCUACAGAACCAGAUCACGUGCGUGGAGCAGCAGCUGGCAGAAAUAAGAGCAGAAAUAGAGUGCCAGAACCAGGAGUACAAGACCUUAUUGGACGUCAAGUGCCGUUUGGAACAGGAGAUUCAGACCUACCGCUGCUUGUUGGAAGGAGGACAGCAGGACCUUAUUCAUGGAGGAGGAAUUGGAGUAGGGAGCGGUGUUGGAGGAGGAGUCAUUAGGACAAGCCACACCUACACUACAACCACAGCAUCCCACUGCCAGCCACAAGUCCCGCCCUGCAAGACCGGGGACAUACAGGGUAAGAGCUGCUUCCACACCAGGACAACACCUUUUUGCCCAGUUUGUUCCUUUGCAGUAAGGCCAGGAGACAACGCUAUGUCCUAAACCACCAUUUAUA